Messenger RNA from Gymnogyps californianus (California condor), 600 nucleotides. RefSeq names its product hemoglobin subunit beta-like. The record is from RefSeq and is a predicted model, not a curated record. Gene Ontology annotation, biological process: hydrogen peroxide catabolic process; oxygen transport. Gene Ontology annotation, cellular component: hemoglobin complex; haptoglobin-hemoglobin complex; blood microparticle. The transcript has 3 exons. Gene Ontology annotation, molecular function: haptoglobin binding; heme binding; peroxidase activity. Bases 48 to 491 code for a protein of 147 amino acids. Lineage: Eukaryota; Metazoa; Chordata; Aves; Accipitriformes; Cathartidae.
UCGUCAUUGUUCAGGGAAGCCCUAGGCAAACCCUCUUGCUUGACACCAUGGUGCACUGGUCAGCUGAAGAGAAGCAGCUCAUCACCGGCCUCUGGGGCAAGGUCAAUGUGGCCGAAUGCGGUGCCGAGGCCCUGGCCAGGCUGCUGAUCGUCUACCCCUGGACCCAGAGGUUCUUCGCUUCCUUCGGGAACCUCUCCAGCCCCACCGCCAUCAUCGGCAACCCCAUGGUCCGUGCCCACGGCAAGAAAGUGCUCACCUCCUUCGGGGAAGCCGUCAAGAACCUGGACAACAUCAAGAAAUGUUUUGCUCAGCUGAGCAAACUCCACUGCGACAAGCUGCACGUGGACCCCGAGAACUUCAGGCUCCUGGGUGACAUCCUCAUCAUUGUCCUGGCCGCCCACUUCGGUAAGGACUUCACCCCCGCCUGCCAGGCCGCCUGGCAGAAGAUGGUCCGUGUGGUGGCCCACGCGCUGGCCCACGAGUACCACUGAGCCUCCCGCAAGCAUUCGUGCCCGGAGACGCUCCCAGCUCGCAGGGAAACGUCCUCUGGUUCUGCUGGUCUCUAAUUGCCAAAUAAACACCAACUGCUUCAGCCAUGAA